Fusarium poae is the source of this 930-nucleotide messenger RNA. RefSeq lists its product as uncharacterized. The record is from RefSeq and is a predicted model, not a curated record. The transcript has a single exon. NCBI's taxonomy places the organism in Eukaryota, Fungi, Ascomycota, Sordariomycetes, Hypocreales, Nectriaceae. Bases 1 to 930 code for a protein of 309 amino acids.
AUGGUUCGAACAAAGACAAGAGCCAGGUCACCCCUACCAGGAGCCACCAGUGUCCAUCGCGAUGGAGGCAAAAUCAUACACCAUAACCGCAUAUUCAAUGAUCACACUGGCAAACCAGCUUUGAUGUCAUGGAAAAACAGUCCAUCCCGUGGCAUGCUGCCCCCUCUCGCUUCCUGGGUAUACUAUAUGGUCCAUCCAGAUGUGUCACACGAUUUUGAAGGCGAAAACUUUGCCAGUGGAUUAACUUCUCCAUCGAGUUGGGGUGGUCGAGGCGGUAUCUGUCGCCAUGAGUUUUUCUUCCUGCCUGGUGCUACAGCUGAAGAAUGCCAUGCGCACUAUCUUGGUGAGAUAAAAGCUCGAGGUACCAUUUGGCGUCAGAUCCGCAAGGUCAACAAAGCUUUAGAGCUCAAGAACCAGGGGGUCGUCAUUCAAAAGGAAGAGAAGCCGUGGUGGAAUAAUGACUCUGAUGAUGAAGACGAAGACAGCGAAUGCCAGGUGAAUGCAUUCGUAGGACAAAAAGAGUACGACUGGGUCCAUGAUCCGUCAUUCGAUGAGGAAUAUGCAGACUGUCAACUUCCUGGAUUAGUAUGGCCCAUGAAUGAUCGAGCGGUCCAAGACAUAGACUACCGCGGAUGGUUCUUUAUAUAUCAUGAUGAAGAUACCGAUGGCAUACGUGGGAAAGAAGGGAGCACUGUUUCUCUCGUCCGGUUUGACCCAAUCCCUUAUGAAUGGGAUGAGGAGAACGAUGGAGUCAGGACGUGGGAUCCGAUGGACCAUCCUAUCUGGUCCGUACCUAUCCCAGUCGUGAAUGAGAGUAACAAUGAAUAUACCGUAGGCAUGUGGCAAGAUGCUAGGAAGGAAUCAAGUUGGGAGGCAAAGGCUAAUGAAGCCACUUCUGAUGCUUGGGACAUGGGCUGGGAGACUUGGUGA